CCUGGCUUCGCCUCUGAACAAACGAGUGUUCCAAACCUGGAGGUAAUAUUACUUCUUCCUGCACCAUGUUGAUAUUAACUUAACUUUCUGUCCGAUCGUUUAAAACUUCUCUAUUUACGACGAAAACUGAAGGAAAAUUCUCUUAAAGAGUUAACCUUUUGCACGCAAAGUCGCAACGCCAAUAACAACUUUGAGGUUAGCUUCAACUCGUCAUCCGCGUCUGUUAUUUUGGUAAUAUACAGAUCACGUGAUCGCCUACGUCACGACGCGUAAGCAGGUAGCGGGCUUUUCAAGUAUCCAAAACUAAGUAAAUACUUGCACAAGCAUAUUCAAGCGAACACAAACACUGAUUUUAACAAAAAACUAUAGAGAAUCAGGUCGUAGCUUCAACAGCACCGUGCGUUGUAAGUACAAGCGUCGCUCGACCUCAACCGACCGCUGUUGAACGAAAUUGAACGAACCUAAUGCUCCACCCCCAGUCCUCCACACACUUAAUGGCACUUUCUCAGAACCUGAAGAUGCCGGGGAAAAUUACCUGAAAAAUGUCUAGGAAAUCAGGUACAAGCUUGUUCGGUUUGUAUAAUUAUCUUGAUUAAAAAAAUACUUUUUUAAUUGUUUUUUCUAUUUACAAAAAAAAAACAAGUGCACACAUCUAUCAGUUAAAUUAAUGUAAACCUAUGUAAAUCUACCUGUCCACUAUUAUCGCGUCAUCGGAGAAACGGCGCACGCGUAUUUCGCAUUUUGCGAACCUAUGUAUAUACCUGUGUAUAUAUACCUAUAGUUUUUUCGGAGUUGCGGAAAACGGGGUUUCAGCGCGCGGAGGUGGAUAUAUAGCGAAUAAUGUUUUCACUCACUUCGCAGUGAGAGCGAGAAGCCGAAAGAAUAGCGAUGUUUCAUUAAUUAUGAAUCGACUGGCUUGACUUUGGAUUUUCGCACCCGGCAAAACCUCAAAGCAAGCAGCAGACAAAUACGACAAUACACACGGUUUUUACAUUGGAUUGUUAUACAUAAACAUACAAGAUGGUUGUGGGAGUCUUUCCUGCCCUCAAAUUGGGGGUACUUUUUAUCAAACAAAUUAGCAAGCCACUCAGCAAGAUCAUAGUCAACCAAGCAAAGAAUCACCCAGUUUUCAGAACUUACUUCAUCAUACCACCUGCUCAGUUUUAUCAUUGGGCAGAAGUCAAGGCAAAGAUGUAUCUUAUGAAUUUAGGAAAACCCACCAAAGUCGCCAAACUCAAUGAACAGAUGGCCAUUGAGCUGGGCGCUAGUUUAAUGGGUGAAGUCAUAAUCUUUGGAGUAGCUGGGGGUUGCUUGGUGCUAGAGUAUAAUCGACAAGCGGCUAAAGAAGCCAAAAAAGAAGAAAUAAGACUCAUGCAAUUACAGAAAUUUACUGAUGAUAUACAAGCUCUAAAUAACAUGACCAAGAAGCAAGAGGCAGAAAUGGAAUAUCUUCGUCAAUCUCUCGAAGAGCUGGCAAAGAAAACAAAAACAAAAUUGCCUGAAAAGAAGACAGAACCCAGUGAAAAACCACCAAGUGAAGAAGACAAGCAGAAUGUGAUCAAUCGUGCUAUAACUUACUAUGAAACCGAAGUUAAGAAAAAGGAAAAACCAAGUUAAUCAGAGAUAUAUUUGAAGGCAAGUGACUUUUUCAUUGGAAGGAGCCAACGAUUUUGAAUUAUGUUAACUGAAAGCAGCAGUAUGACCUUACUGUUGCUGGAGUCAGUUUUUUUUUUAUAAUUAAUUAUUGUAUUUUAAAGUAACUAUACCUCAUUUAUCACUACGUUCACUUGUACAUAAAACUUGUUACAAUCUAAGCAUUAUAGAUAAUAUCCAGAGCGUUAGUGAUUGUAUGCAGAUAUAAUGUAUAUAUAUCAUCAUGGAAAUUUAUAAACUAUUCAAUCAAUUUUAGUUUAUCCUUUCCAUUUUUUGCUUCUUAUUUAAUUUUCAUAAAGCAUCAUGCUAGUCAAAAUCGAAUUUAUUAUGUUUGAAAUCAGGAUAUUAUACUUUUUACUUAAAUUAUUAUUUUUUACCGAAUUUUUUCGAUUUUUUCUAAUUUAUUCAUGUCACUUGCCUUUAAAACAACCAUAGGAUGUAAGACGACACGCGUUUUUUAGAUUUGAAUUGUUUGUUGCUAUUGAUCAUUGUUUUUACUUGCUGGCAAGUAUAAAAAGCUUGUGGUAUUGAUAAGCCUGUUUUACAGUAAAUUAAACAUGAGUAAAAAUACAAA
Messenger RNA from Nasonia vitripennis (jewel wasp), 2227 nucleotides. Its product is annotated as putative OPA3-like protein CG13603. The record is from RefSeq and is a predicted model, not a curated record. Bases 1021 to 1617 code for a protein of 198 amino acids. Gene Ontology annotation, biological process: regulation of lipid metabolic process. Lineage: Eukaryota; Metazoa; Arthropoda; Insecta; Hymenoptera; Pteromalidae. Gene Ontology annotation, cellular component: mitochondrion. The transcript has 3 exons.